Molecule: messenger RNA, 2831 nt
Organism: Eleginops maclovinus (Patagonian blennie)
Lineage: Eukaryota; Metazoa; Chordata; Actinopteri; Perciformes; Eleginopidae
Product: protocadherin gamma-A11-like
Biological process (GO): homophilic cell-cell adhesion
Cellular component (GO): plasma membrane
Molecular function (GO): calcium ion binding
Source: RefSeq, a predicted model, not a curated record
GGCAGUCCGAGUUACUAAAGUGCCAUCGGUUUUCUCUUAAUUUUAGUGGAUGAUCCCUGUUGAAUUUGCAUUAUUGGCGAAAACCGUUUGUUCUCCAACAAUUGCACCGUCAUGAUGGAGCUCAGACUGAGCUACUUCGUUUUCUUUCUAUUGUUGAAAAACGCGAAUGGGGACGUGAGCUAUUCCUUUCAAGAGGAAAUGAAGCGUGGAUCGGUUAUUGGGAAUAUAGCGAAGGAUCUUAACCUGGAUUCGAGUAAAUUGUCUACUAGGAAUGUCCGUAUUGAUGCAACAGGGACCCGCAAACGUUAUUGUGACAUCAAUCUGAGCAACGGAGAUUUAAUUGUUGCCGAUAUGAUCGACCGGGAGGAGCUCUGUGGAGAAAAGCUGUCGUGUGUAAUAAAACGCGAUGUUGUUUUGGAGAAUCCCCUGGAACUGCAUCUGCUCAGUCUUCACAUUCAAGACAUUAAUGAUAACUCGCCACAGUUUAAAGAAGAAUCAAUCAAUAUAGAAAUCCGUGAGUCGGAGAGGGGAGCUCGUUUUGUGCUAGAAGAGGCGCACGAUGCAGAUGUGGGGCAGAAUUCAGUUCAGCAGUACAGCCUCAAAAAGAAUGAUCAUUUCAUUUUGGCUGUUGAUGGAAACACAAUAGAGCUUGUUCUUGAAAAGGAACUUGAUCGUGAAAAACAACAAGAGAUCAAUUUGAUCCUCACUGCUUUAGAUGGAGGCUCUCCUCAGAGAUCAGGUACUGUAGUCAUACACGUCACUGUGCUGGAUGCUAAUGAUAACGCCCCAGUGUUUAGCCAGGCCGUCUAUAAAGUCAGUCUGCCUGAAAACUCUCCUUUAGACACUGUAGUGGUCACAGUGAGCGCUACUGAUGCAGACGAGGGAGUCAACGGAGAUGUGACGUAUGAAUUUGGACAUGUUACUGAAGAUGUCAAGAGAAUUUUUAGUAUUGACCGUAAGAUUGGCAAAAUAAAAGUGAAUGGAGCAAUUGACUUUGAGACUGCGACGACAUAUGAUUUGCGCAUUAAAGCAAAGGAUGGUUUGGGAUUGUCGUCUUAUACAAAGGUAACAGUUGCUAUCACAGAUGUUAAUGACAACACACCUAUAGUCUAUGUGAAAUCUCUGACAAAUCCAGUCCCUGAGAACUUGUCACCUGGUUCAGAGGUGGGCAUCAUUAACGUGCAGGAUGCAGAUUCUGAAAAGAACCAACAGGUCCGCUGCUCAAUUCAGAACAAUGCACCUUUCAAGUUGGUUCCUUCUAUUAAAAACUAUUAUUCUCUGGUGACCAGACAACUGGACCGUGAACUAGUGUCUGAUUACAACAUUACAAUCACUGCCACUGACGAGGGCUCUCCCCCUCUGUCCUCCUCUAAAACUGUUCAGUUAUCUGUAGCGGACAUCAACGACAACCCACCUGUGUUUGAGGAGCAGUCCUACAGCGCAUAUGUGACUGAAAACAACAAACCUGGCUCCACUUUAUGUUCUGUUACGGCUCGAGACCCCGACUGGAGACAAAACGGUACCGUGAUUUAUUCUCUGUUACCCGGUGAGGUGAACGGUGCCCCGGUGUCGUCCUACCUGUCUGUUAACGGAGACACAGGGGUGAUCCACGCUGUGAGGUCGUUUGAUUAUGAACAGUUCAGGAGUUUUAAAGUCCAAGUGAUGGCCAGAGACAACGGUUCUCCUCCGCUCAGCAGCAACGUGAUCUGUGUGUUCAUAUCGGAUGUUAAUGACAACUCUCCUCAAAUACUGUACCCCGCCCUGGAUGGCAACUCCUUCAUGACCGAGCUGGUCCCCAAAGCUGCACAAGGAGGCUCUCUGGUGUCCAAAGUGAUCGCGGUGGACGCGGACUCCGGACAGAACGCCUGGCUGUCCUAUCAUAUAGUCAAAUCCACUGAUCCGGGACUUUUCACUAUUGGUCUCCACAGCGGAGAGAUCAGGACACAGCGGGACAUUUCUGAGUCUGACAGCAUGAAACAGAACCUUAUUGUGGCAGUGAAAGAUAACGGACAGCCCUCUCUCUCUGCCACCUGCUCCAUGUAUUUACUUAUCUCUGAUAACUUGGCUGAGGUGCCAGAACUGAAGGAUAUUUCUUAUGAUGAGAAGAACUCCAAACUGACCUCUUAUCUGAUCAUCGCACUGGUUUCUGUGUCCACCUUUUUCCUCACCUUCAUCAUCAUCAUCCUCGGUGUGAGGUUUUGUCACAGGAGAAAGCCCAGACUGUUGUUUGACGGAGCAGUCGCCAUCCCCAGCUCUUAUCUCCCUCCUAAUUACGCAGAUGUUGACGGCACAGGGACUUUACGCAGCGCUUACAACUAUGACGCCUACCUGACAACAGGUUCUAGAACCAGUGACUUUAAGUUUGUGUCUUCUUACAAUGACAACACACUGCCUGCUGACCAGACUCUGAGGAAAAGCCCUUCAGACUUUGCUGAAGUGUUUGGAGAUUGUGAUUCUUCUCCUGAGGUGAGAUAAUUUUCAUAUCCUUUCUUUUUAAAUCCCACACAGAUCUCCCACAGGUGUUAGUAAUACAGUCUCACACAAUCGAGAUUAAUCACCAUCGACCCAUAUUUAAUUUCCAUCAAUUUUCCAUGUCUUUUCUUUGCUCUGUCUUUUCUUCUUUAUCUGUUCUUCACCACUAUAAAACUGCAUUGAAACUAUUAAAAAGAACGACACUGAUCUUCUCAAAUCUUGCCUUGAAAGUGAUAUUCCUACAAGAAUGACAUUUUAGGCAGCAGUCUUGUAACACAGGCAGCUGCAUUACUCCUAUUUUUGCAUGCUUUGUGAUCCCACCCAAUAUUUUACAUUACAUGAAUAUUAAUCAUCUUGCU